This is a messenger RNA of Pichia kudriavzevii, 483 nucleotides long. RefSeq lists its product as uncharacterized. NCBI's taxonomy places the organism in Eukaryota, Fungi, Ascomycota, Pichiomycetes, Pichiales, Pichiaceae. Bases 1 to 483 code for a protein of 160 amino acids. Gene Ontology annotation, molecular function: proton-transporting ATPase activity, rotational mechanism. The record is from RefSeq and is a predicted model, not a curated record. Gene Ontology annotation, cellular component: proton-transporting V-type ATPase, V0 domain. Gene Ontology annotation, biological process: proton transmembrane transport. The transcript has a single exon.
AUGUCUGAUCUCUGUCCAGUAUAUGCUCCAUUCUUUGGCUCCAUUGGUUGUGCCGCAGCCAUUGUCUUCACCUGUUUUGGUGCCUCCUACGGUACCGCAAAGUCCGGGGUUGGUAUUUGUGCAACUUGUGUUCUUAGACCAGACUUGUUGAUCAAAAACACCGUUCCUGUCAUUAUGGCGGGUAUUAUCGCAAUUUACGGGUUGGUUGUCUCUGUGCUUAUUUCUUCCUCAUUGAAGCAACAACAAGCAUUGUACACCGGUUUCAUUCAAUUGGGUGCUGGUUUAUCAGUCGGUUUGGCUGGUUUGGCUGCGGGUUUUGCAAUUGGUAUUGUCGGUGAUGCCGGUGUGAGAGGUACAGCUCAACAGCCAAGAUUGUUCGUUGGUAUGAUUUUAAUUUUGAUUUUCGCAGAAGUUUUAGGUUUGUACGGCUUGAUUGUUGCAUUGUUGAUGAACUCCAGAGCAACCCAAGAUGUUGUUUGUUAA